Molecule: messenger RNA, 1320 nt
Organism: Micromonas pusilla CCMP1545
Lineage: Eukaryota; Viridiplantae; Chlorophyta; Mamiellophyceae; Mamiellales; Mamiellaceae
Exons: 1
Coding region: 1-1320 (439 amino acids)
Biological process (GO): response to abscisic acid; cortical microtubule organization
Molecular function (GO): phosphoprotein phosphatase activity
Source: RefSeq, a predicted model, not a curated record
AUGGUCGCGUCGUCGUCGCGGCCGCACGCCGCGUCCGCGUCCGUCUCCGCCGCGCCGCCGACGCACCUCUCCACGUUCCCGCCGCCGUCCUCCGCGGCCGUCGCGUCGCGCCUGGCGGGCGGUCAACGACUCUCUCGAGAUCUACGAGACGCGAUCGAGGCGCGAUGGCGCCACGACGCCGCGGCGACGGACGAGUUCGCGCGCGUGUUCUCGGAGACCGCCGCGCGGCAUGGGGCGUCCUCGGAGGCGCGUCAUCGAUCGAGCGCGCAACAACCGUCCUCUCCGACGCCGCCGCCGCCGACGCCGCGCGCGCGCGUCGACGCGCGCGCGUCGUCGUCGUCGUCGUCGUCGUCGUCGUCGCCGUCGUCACGACCGAUGGCAACAACGCCGUCGCAUCGGAAGCUCCGCGAGAGACUCGACGCGUGCGACGUCUCCGGCGUCGACGCGGCGUCGAUCGACUGGUCCGCGCUCGCGAGCGUGAUUUCGUCCGAGGCGGUCGCCGCGCUCGGCGCGAGGGGAAGAGGAGAAGCCGAAGGAGACGGCGACGACGACGCGGACGCGCGCGUCGCGUUUGAAGUCAACAGCGGCGGCGCCGUGUUUUUUUGUAUUUUUUCGUCGCCGCCGCCGCCGUCGUCCGAACCCGCGCCCGAGCCAGCGACCGAGCGCGUCCUCGUCGUGAAGUUCUGCUCGGACAGGCUCGCCGCGCAGUCGGAGUACUUCGCGCACGAGAUCGCGUCCGCGCUCGGCGUGGACGUCCCGGAGACGCGGCUGUUCCGACGGAAACCGGCGGCGGCGGCGGCGGCGGCGGCGGCGAACAAGGAGAGCGACGCGCGCGCGUCGUCGUUCGACGAGUGGAGCGCGAUGACGCGCGCGGCGGAGCGCGCGGUCGCGGAGUGGCGCGACGACGCCGACGCCGCCGACGCCGACGCGCGAGACGCCGCGGGGAGGAUGCUGGGAUGCCUGCGCGCGCAGCACGCCGCGCUGGUGAUGCGUUUCGUCCGCGGAGGAGGGUUGUUCUCGACGACGCGAUCGCGAUCGCCGAAAGGAAAAGUCCUUAAGGAACGGCGUGCACCACGCGAACGGGGUCGUAUGGGAAGCAGUCUCAACGCGAACGCCGACGACGCGGGCGACGAGUCCUCAGAUCGUCCUCUUCGUCCGUUCGACACCCCCGCGCGAUCGGCCGCGGCCGCGGAAGCCCUCGGCAGGGUCUUCGUCCUGGACGUCCUGUUAGGGAACGCGGACCGGAUGAAGUGCGAGCGGCUGGCGUGGAGAGGCGCGUUCUAUACACUGGUUCCCCAUACGACCGCGUCCGCGUGGUGA